GUGAGUUUAACUGUGUAUGUUUUACAGUUCAGACACGAUGAACAGCUGUAGGAUGAUACUCUGCACCGGUGAUCGGAGCUCCGGGAUGAACGUCCUUCUCUCUGCGGUCCAAACACACCGCUGUGCGGGGACAGCAGCGUCCCUCAGCCAGAGCCAGACCACCGCCAACAAACACGCUUCAGGCCCGGACACAGGAGACAAACCCCGGCUAAGAGCAAUAGACCUGGCGCGGAAGGUCCAGCAGGAGAAGACGAAGCCACCGGCGGCCGAGCCUCCGGUGUCCGGUCAGCAGAGGAGGGUGACGGAGCUGAAGCAGUUCAGUCAGCAGCUACAAAAUGUGCAUCCAAACGUGCUGGCCAAACAUCUCCACAGAAGCGUGCUUUACCGGGACAAAGAUGUGGUUAUCAUCAACAAACCCUACGGUGUUCCUGUCAGAGAUGACUCUAGGGUCACAUCCAUCUCCUCGGUGCUUCCUGUCCUCUCCAAACUGAUGGAUGGCAUGAAGAUAAAGUCCAGCUCACAGCUGUUCCCCUGUCUGGGACUGGAAAAGGAGACAACAGGAGCUCUCCUGCUGGCGAGGAGUGAAGAAGCAGCGGAGCACAUCAUCAACCUCAACAGAAACAACCAAGUGCAGAGAAAGUACUGGGUCAUCACAGUCGGCGUACCAGUGCCAUCUGAAGGAGUGAUCGACAUUCCCAUCAUAGAGAAAGAGGUCACGGGCGCUCAGCCACACUACAAGAUGGCUUUAAGUCCCCUCUUCAAAAUGAACAAUGCGGGUGAUGGUUUAACUAAAGUCCGAGCCCAUCGGCAGGCCCAGCCUGCGAUGACCAGGUACAGGGUCCUGGACAGCAGCAGUGGCUGCAGCCUUGUGGAGCUCCAGCCAUUCACGGGAGCUAAGCACCAGAUGAGGGUCCAUAUGGCAUUUGCUCUGGCAUGCCCCAUCCUCGGUGACCACAAAUAUUCACACUGGAGCAAACUGGCACCUCAGAAAUUACCGGAACGUGUGUUGGGAAAGCUUGGACUGGAACAGACCAAGAUCCGAUAUCUUCCUCUUCAUUUGCACUCUCGACAGCUGACGCUUCCAGGACUCAGUCACGCAGACAUAAGUGUGUCCUGUCCGAUGCCGAAAUUCUUCACACAAACACUGAGCAAACUGCAUUUAUCUCUUCCUGAUACAACAGACCAAAAAUAAACGUGUCCAAAAGU
This is a messenger RNA of Scomber scombrus (Atlantic mackerel), 1206 nucleotides long. RefSeq names its product RNA pseudouridine synthase D4 (gene rpusd4). The coding region runs from base 17 to 1192 and encodes 391 amino acids. Gene Ontology annotation, biological process: pseudouridine synthesis. The record is from RefSeq and is a predicted model, not a curated record. Gene Ontology annotation, molecular function: RNA binding; pseudouridine synthase activity. The transcript is spliced from 6 exons. Lineage: Eukaryota; Metazoa; Chordata; Actinopteri; Scombriformes; Scombridae.